UGGCAAUAUGGACUAGACUCGUAAAAUGCACUAUGGGAUAAACAAAAGAAACAUGACUUAAGUUCGUAUACGUUUUAAAAGUCAAGUAUUAAAAGCCCUAAUAAUACCUAUACGAAUGAAUCAUCGUCGUAAUAUAAUGUGAGAAGUUAUAAUUACUCGAAGUUGUCAUGUUGUUGUGGUGUGACCCUGAUCAUAGUCCAUAAUUUUAUGCGCAUGUGUAUUCUAUUUGUUAUUACAUAUUCUAUUAAGAUAACAAAAUAGCAAUAGCAAUAAAAACAAUUAUUAAUUACGAAAGAUAUCAUAAUUUGAAGUUAUUAUAAUGGCAGAGGAAUCAGGUUGCGGUGAAUUACAACAAUUGGUUCAAGAAGAAGAAUGUGAAGAACCAUUAAGUCGUGGUGGUGAAGCUACACCACCAUCAACUCCAGCAAGAUCACAACAUCCAAGUAAAAAUGAAACCCAUAGCUCUCAUGUUUCGCAACAAGUAUUAUGGGAGAGCAAUGCACAGACUUCACCUAUCAUUAGUAAAGGUAGUUCGGGUCAAGCAACGAGUCAAGGUUCUAUGGUUUCUGGUAGAGCUAAUAUUUUUUCUAAUCAUACUACCAAUCAAUCUCGUUUGAUUUAUAUCAAUGAAAAAGAAAAACAAAGACCUAAUCGACCAGAACCUCCAAGGCUCAAUAGACAACAAAAAGACAUGACGCCGUGCAAACACCAUUGUUUUUUAUCAGAGGUACCCGAUGUCAGACGCAUGGAACAAGCAUUACUGCAAUUAUUGGAAGAUUUUCAUAGCGGAAAUUUACGAGCCUUUGGUAAAGAUUGCAGUAUGGAACAAAUGACAGAGAUUAGAGAACAACAGGAACGUUUAGCAAGACUUCAUUUUGAAUUAGGUCAAAAACAAGAAGUUGGUAGCGAUCAGUCUGGUUUAAGACAAUCAAGUGCAAAUAUGAGACAUUUAUUACAUCGUCUUCAACAACUUAGCGUUUGCAUUGAAAAAUUGCAUAGGGGUUUCCCGCCACAUGUUGCUGUACUGACUCACAAUCAGUCCAAUACACACGUCAUCUGUUAGAAUCUUAUCGAACUAACAGAGAUAAUCAUGAUUCUUUG
Polistes dominula (European paper wasp) is the source of this 1101-nucleotide messenger RNA. RefSeq lists its product as uncharacterized. NCBI's taxonomy places the organism in Eukaryota, Metazoa, Arthropoda, Insecta, Hymenoptera, Vespidae. The record is from RefSeq and is a predicted model, not a curated record.